Hyaena hyaena (striped hyena) is the source of this 3112-nucleotide messenger RNA. It is a transcript of the gene VPS41, whose product is annotated as VPS41 subunit of HOPS complex. Gene Ontology annotation, cellular component: late endosome; HOPS complex. Gene Ontology annotation, biological process: vesicle-mediated transport; cellular response to starvation; endosomal vesicle fusion. Lineage: Eukaryota; Metazoa; Chordata; Mammalia; Carnivora; Hyaenidae. Gene Ontology annotation, molecular function: protein binding. Bases 16 to 2580 code for a protein of 854 amino acids. The transcript has 29 exons. The record is from RefSeq and is a predicted model, not a curated record.
CUCGCCGGCUGCACCAUGGCGGAAGCGGAGGAGCAGGAAACGGAGUCUCUCGAAGAAUCUACGGACGAGUCUGAGGAAGAAGAAAGCGAGGAGGAGCCCAAACUGAAGUAUGAAAGGCUUUCCAAUGGGGUAACUGAGAUCCUUCAGAAGGAUGCGGCCGGCUGCAUGACUGUCCAUGACAAGUUUUUGGCACUGGGCACACAUUACGGCAAGGUCUAUUUACUCGACGUCCAGGGGAACAUCACUCAGAAGUUUGAUGUAAGUCCCGUGAAGAUAAAUCAGAUUAGCCUGGACGAAAGUGGAGAGCACAUGGGUGUGUGUUCCGAGGACGGCAAGGUGCAGGUGUUUGGACUAUAUUCUGGAGAAGAAUUUCAUGAGACUUUUGACUGUCCCAUUAAAAUCAUUGCCGUGAACCCGCAUUUUGUGAGGUCCAGCAGCAAGCAGUUCGUGACUGGAGGGAAGAAGUUGCUGCUGUUUGAACGUUCUUGGAUGAGCAGAUGGAAGUCUUGUGUUCUGCACGAAGGGGAAGGGAACAUAAGGAGCGUGAAGUGGAGAGGCCAUCUGAUCGCUUGGGCCAAUAACAUGGGCGUGAAGAUUUUUGACGUCACCUCAAAGCAGAGAAUCACCAAUGUGCCCCGGGAUGAUAUAAGUCUCCGCCCGGAUAUGUAUCCCUGUAGCCUCUGCUGGAAGGACAGCGUGACGCUGAUUAUUGGCUGGGGGACUUCAGUCAAGAUCUGCUCAGUGAAGGAGCGGCAUGCCAGUGAAAUGAGGGACUUGCCAAGUCGCUAUGUUGAAAUAGUGUCUCAGUUUGAAACCGAAUUCUACAUCAGUGGACUUGCGCCUCUCUGUGACCAGCUCGUCGUUCUUUCCUACGUCAAGGAGGUUUCGGAAAAAACGGAGAGAGAAUACUGUGCCAGGCCUCGACUAGAUAUCAUCCAGCCGCUGCCUGAAACCUGCGAGGAGAUCUCUUCUGACGCUCUCACUGUGAGAGGCUUUCAGGAGAAUGAGUGCAGAGAUUAUCAUUUAGAGUACUCGGAGGGGGAGUCGCUCUUUUACAUUGUGAGUCCAAGAGACGUUGUUGUAGCCAAGGAACGGGACCAAGAUGACCACAUUGACUGGCUCCUUGAAAAGAAGAAAUAUGAGGAAGCUUUGAUGGCAGCUGAAAUCAGCCAGAAGAACAUUAAAAGACAUAAGAUUCUAGACAUUGGCUUGGCCUAUAUAAACCACCUGGUGGAGAAAGGAGAGUAUGACAUAGCAGCACGCAAAUGCCAGAAAAUUCUUGGGAAAAAUGCAGCACUCUGGGAAUAUGAAGUUUAUAAAUUUAAAGAGAUUGGACAGCUUAAGGCUAUCAGUCCUUACCUGCCAAGGGGAGACCCAGUUCUGAAGCCACUCAUCUAUGAAAUGAUCUUACAUGAAUUUCUGGAAAGUGAUUAUGAGGGUUUUGCCACUCUGAUCCGAGAAUGGCCAGGAAAUCUGUACAAUAAUUCAGUAAUAGUCCAAGCAGUUCGGGAUCACCUGAAGAAAGACAGUCAGAAUAGGACCCUACUCAGAACCCUGGCGGAACUGUACACCUACGACAAAAAUUAUGGCAAUGCUCUGGAAAUAUACUUAACAUUAAGACAUAAAGAUGUUUUCCAGUUGAUCCACAAGCAUAACCUUUUCAGUUCUAUCAAGGAUAAAAUUGUUUUAUUGAUGGAUUUUGAUUCUGAGAAAGCCGUCGACAUGCUUUUGGACAAUGAAGAUAAGAUUUCAAUUAAAAAGGUCGUAGAAGAAUUAGAAGACAGACCAGAGUUGCAGCACGUGUAUCUGCAUAAGCUUUUCAAGAGAGACCAUCAUAAGGGGCAGCGCUACCAUGAAAAGCAGAUUAGCCUUUAUGCUGAAUAUGAUCGACCAAACUUACUUCCCUUUCUCCGAGAUAGUACCCAUUGCCCGCUUGAAAAGGCUCUAGAGAUCUGUCAACAGAGGAACUUCGUAGAAGAGACCGUUUAUCUUCUGAGCCGAAUGGGCAAUAGCCGAAGCGCCCUGAAGAUGAUUAUGGAGGAACUGCAUGAUGUUGAUAAAGCGAUUGAAUUCGCCAAGGAGCAAGAUGACGGAGAGCUCUGGGAAGAUCUGAUUUUGUAUUCCAUCGACAAACCGCCAUUUAUUACUGGCUUGUUAAACAACAUUGGCACGCAUGUGGACCCAAUCCUCCUGAUUCAUCGUAUUAAGGAAGGAAUGGAGAUUCCCAAUUUGAGAGAUUCCUUGGUUAAAAUUCUGCAAGACUACAAUUUGCAAAUCCUGCUUCGUGAAGGCUGCAAGAAGAUUCUCGUAGCCGACUCUUUGUCUUUACUGAAGAAAAUGCACCGGACUCAAAUGAAAGGCGUCCUGGUGGAUGAGGAAAACAUCUGUGAGUCGUGCCUUUCCCCUAUUCUUCCUUCAGACGCCGCCAAGCCCUUCAGCGUGGUGGCCUUCCACUGCCGGCACAUGUUCCACAAAGAGUGCCUGCCCGCGCCCAGCGUGAGCUCGCCCGCACAGUUCUGCAACAUCUGCAGAGCCAAGCACCGCGGCCCCGGAAGUGCCAUCUUGGAGAUGAAGAAAUAGCCUGGCCCCUCCUCCCCGCGCUCUGAGACGGUGUCUGCAGCAGGGGCGGCGUUCGUGGACACCAGCGCUGUUCAGGGUUGUGCGUGUUCAUGGUGUGUGGCCCUGGGCCCGCCUGCUCGAGGCUUCUCUCUGCAGGUGCGGAAGCUGGGAUUUUCCCCAUUCCUGGCUGGGUUUGCUUUUCAGGACCAGAAAGAAGUGUGAGAGUUGGAAAUGAAUUUCUAGGUCCCAGCGGGACUGCGUGGCCAGCGCCGGGCAGCUGUUGCCACGGGCUCUGCUGACCAGCCCUCACCGGCUGGGGCGGCGCUUCGUGUGUGUCAGCCGCUGUGCUUAUCUUAUCAGUAGGCGUUUACUGAAACACUGUGUAAAUCGUCACUUAGCCCGCGCAGCUGGGAGGAGUCCCACGAGCAGCCGGCAUCCUGCUGUUUCACGUUGACGCACCGCGCCUUCUGUGUCCUGAUGACCAGCGGGGUCUGGCCCUGCAGGCACUCUGUGUUUGUUGACUGAAUAAAUGUUCGCUCUUGCCACUGUGAAA